ACCCGCACAUAUCUCAAAAAGUUUCCGACAGUCAUGCGAGGGAAACGAAAUUCUCGUCAGUUCCUUGUACACUACACGACGUUUUGAUGUCAGGUCACCAUCAGCUUGUUUACAAACUAUCACGAUAUAUUUCACGUGGAAAUUAACGUGACACAUUUGUUGCUUCAGAGAAAAUCUUAAACUGUGAAAAGGGAGUAAAAUUAUUGGCAAUGGAAAAUAGAAGAGGAAAGGGAAGAGAACUUCAGUUAGCAGGUGAAGAUGGAACUAAUAGAAAAUGCCAGGCAACCCAGUUAGACAAAAUGAAAACAAAAGCAGGUUUUAUUCCAGGACAUCAUGAAGCCGAGAUCUGCAAUGGAGGUGAAGCUAAUUUACCUAAGCGCUAUACUAGCUGUAAGAAGAAUCCAGGUCAUGCCAGGUUUAUACCUGUUAAUGAUUUUAACUUGAACCAUCUCCCUUCACGUUACCAUGACGUCAUCAUGUUGGAGGUAAUCAAAGCUUUGUCUGCCCUAACGGUCCUGGUAAAGGUCAAUUAUACCAGCCAGGUUAGGCCAAGACGUACUAAUUUAUUUAUUGGCCAAUACCCAUUUUAUAACACCAGAGGAACUGACGUGUUGAGGACAGGGACGGGAAGGGUGUAUCAGGUGGACAAGUACACAAAGAGUGACAACAAGGGCACUUGUCCAUGUGGCAAGUGUCAACACUCGGACACACCCAGCAAAGUGUGGGGGGAGGUCCAUGUGAGGACAGCCACACACGUGGUGUUUGAUGAGAGUGAGGCGAGACAGACCAGGUGUGUUGUAGGUUUUGAUGACAAUAAAAGUCCUGGGGUCGGUCUUGAUGGCUGGAAGGUGAGGAAGGCAGACGUUGAUGGAGACUGGUGCUUGUUUUCAUGUGUGUCAUGUGACUUAGAGUUAGUUGAUCAACUUGACAAGGCUUAUCGGAACUUUGAUGAUCUUUGGGAAAAAGUUAGUGAAAAAUACACUCAAUUUGUUGAUGUGGACAAAUUGACCGUUAUAGUGUCACAUCCUCAUGGCUGUCCUAAAAAAGUCUCCGUAGGACAAUGGACACAGAAACAUGUUAGGGACGAUGGCUGGUACAAGUACAUGUACACAACAUGUACAUGUCCAGGCUCCAGUGGAGCGUGUGUCUACAUGCCGGGGUAUGUAAGGUGGCGACAUCCCCACAGUGGAUCAAACUCUGAAGGAAAUUACAGUGGGAAUGGUUGGACUUAAUCUGUCUGUAACUGUUAAUUUUCUCUUCUUGCCUACACAAUGUUAACAAACAAACUUACGAUUUCCUUGAGUACACGUGUAUGUGUCAAGCUUUUAAUGUUUUCAUUUGCUUUAUAUUCUAGUGUAGACAUGAAAGACAAUAAAUAAAUUGUUUAGUUUGUUAGACGUUAUAAAAACAUAACCAAAAUUCUAAAUAAAUAUGCAAUGCAGAAAUAUGUAUUCUGUUCUGUU
Messenger RNA from Physella acuta, 1463 nucleotides. RefSeq lists its product as uncharacterized. Lineage: Eukaryota; Metazoa; Mollusca; Gastropoda; Physidae. The record is from RefSeq and is a predicted model, not a curated record.